Molecule: messenger RNA, 1550 nt
Organism: Xenopus tropicalis (tropical clawed frog)
Lineage: Eukaryota; Metazoa; Chordata; Amphibia; Anura; Pipidae
Gene: ube2e2
Product: ubiquitin conjugating enzyme E2E 2
Molecular function (GO): ligase activity; ubiquitin conjugating enzyme activity
Source: RefSeq, marked provisional
CGUGUCCGUGCUAAAAUAGGAGCCUGUGCUCUGGAUGUAGGGGGAGAGCUGCUGAGAAAUAGGGGAUUUACCAUAUGUAAGCGGGGCGUUUGGCUUAAUAUUUCUUGACGACUAGCCCUACGCACUUACCUACACAGGUGCCUUGGGGUCCGGGGUGACUGUGGAUGUGUGUCCGGACCCCGAAGAGGUGUGAAAAGAGGACCCCCCGCCCCAGGGAGACAGUUGAAGGAGGAAGAAGAGGAGGAGGAGGAGGUCAGGAAGAGCUGGGUUCGUGUGUUGCACCCACACUUUGUUCGGCACCGGGAUUGGGGGCAGAUUCAGAAAAUGUCAACUGAAGGUCAAAGAGUGGAUGACAGUCCGAGCACUAGCGGAGGGAGCUCUGAUGGAGACCAGCGGGAUGGGGUUCAAAAUGAGCAAGAUCGGGAAAAAGUACAACCCAAGAAGAAAGAGGGAAAGAUAUCCAGCAAAACAGCUGCCAAAUUGUCUACUAGUGCCAAAAGAAUUCAGAAAGAACUUGCAGAAAUAACACUGGAUCCCCCUCCAAACUGCAGUGCUGGACCUAAAGGAGAUAACAUUUAUGAAUGGAGAUCAACCAUACUAGGGCCUCCUGGAUCCGUUUAUGAGGGAGGGGUGUUCUUUCUUGAUAUAGCAUUUUCACCAGAUUACCCCUUUAAGCCACCAAAGGUGACAUUUCGGACAAGAAUUUACCACUGUAACAUAAACAGUCAGGGGGUGAUCUGUCUCGACAUCCUGAAAGAUAACUGGAGCCCAGCACUCACAAUUUCCAAAGUCCUCCUGUCUAUCUGCUCUCUGCUCACAGACUGCAACCCUGCGGACCCUCUUGUUGGAAGUAUCGCCACCCAGUACAUGACCAACAGAGCAGAACAUGACAGAAUGGCCAGACAGUGGACCAAGAGAUACGCUACAUAGGAAUAUAACAAAGUGGACCUGUGCAAGCACAUUCACUAAGUGCAUCAAUAGCUCUUUUCUUUCUUUUCUUUUUUGUUUUUGUUUUUUUUUUUUUUUUUUAAUUCUUUAACAGUUUGUGACAAAAUACUGUAUGUCCUUUUUUAUUAAGACUUUAACUUGAAUUUCCCUAAGAAAUAACUGGGAAUUUUAGUUUCUGUGCAAGAAAUGUUGAAAUAUGUGAUAGUAUAGAGCUUUGUUUGAAAGCAUUGUAUCAAUAUUUGUGUUUCCUGUUUUGUUUUUAUAUUGUAUUCCUAUUUUAUGAGGGGGUAUAAUUUAAUUUCAAGUUGCCCCUCUACAUAGACUAGAGUUAGAUUUGAUUUUUGUUACAAUUUGAUCUUUUUGUACUUAAAGUCUUCAUGGUGGGUGCAUGCUCCAGGGAACAAACUUUUAUAGAUAACAUUUGCAAUGCGGAAUCUCCGUGCGUAACAAGGAAGUGAUUCUCCCACAGAGGACUUUCUGAAUGAACAAAAAAAAAGGUGUAUUUUGAACUAUUUAAAAUGCUUGUAAAUUAAUUUAGCAGGGUGUGGAGCAUUUGAUGUACACUUGUGUUAUAAAGCACUCAAUAAAGACACUGCGACUGA